Molecule: messenger RNA, 663 nt
Organism: Chanos chanos (milkfish)
Lineage: Eukaryota; Metazoa; Chordata; Actinopteri; Gonorynchiformes; Chanidae
Product: ras-related and estrogen-regulated growth inhibitor-like protein
Exons: 4
Coding region: 1-663 (220 amino acids)
Molecular function (GO): GTP binding; GTPase activity
Source: RefSeq, a predicted model, not a curated record
AUGGUUGUUCAGUUGAAUCCACGUACUCGGCAAAGCAGCAAAAUAAUGGAAGGAAACCAGCAAAAGGUGGAGGCAAAUAUUUUGCUACUUGGAGCUGAAAACGUGGGGAAAUCCGCGCUCACUGUGAGAUUCCUCACCAGACGGUUUAUUGGAGAAUACGGCGAUAUAGAAUCCAUAUACAGCCACAGUGAUAAAAUUGACGGACGGGAUAUUUGCUUCAACAUCUGGGACUCGCUUUGUCCACAGAACGGCGAGGAACCUGGUUACAUUAGCGACCGUCAGCUUCAGUGGACGGACGGUUUCAUCUUGGUCUACAGCAUCUGCGACCGCGCAAGUUUCAACGUAGUCCGACAGCAGGUGCAGCGCAUUCGGCAAGCGAAGAACAAGCUUUCUUCAUCUACACCGAUCAUUAUCGUAGGAAAUAAACGGGACCUCCAACACCGCCGCACGGUGUCCAGCGAGGAGGGUCGACUCCUUGCCCUUUCCGCGGACUGUGGAUUCUUUGAGAUUUCUGCCGCUGAGACUUACCACGGCGUGUUAAUGGUUUUCCAUGAACUUUUUGACCUUAUUCGCGAGGCAAGGGCGAUGAAGAAAGGCCCUGCCGGGUUCAAAGGUAUUGUCAGAAGUAUGUCGGCGGUUUUCGGAAGGAAGCGGACUGAGUAG